AUGAAGAAGUAUGAAAAUGAUGCUAAAACAGUGAAUGCUCUUAUAGGCUCCCUAGUGAGCAAUGAGCUUGCAAAAGUAGUUGGUUGUACAAAAUCAAAGGACAUCUGGGAUAAGUUAAAGAGUAUUCAUGAGGGAGAUGAUAAAAUCAAAGAGGCAAAGGUUUCUGCCAUUGAAAAAUCUAAAGACUUGAAUACAAUGAAAUUGGAUGAACUACACGGAACUCUAAUUGCUUAUGAGAUGAGGAUGGUUAAGCCCAAGCCUACAAAAAAGGAAGCUGCCUUCAAAACCUUGAAUAAAUUGAAGAUUAAUGAAGAUAGUGAACAAAAAGAUUCUGAUGAUGAGUUAAUAACUUACUUGGCUAGGAAACUCAAAAAAGGUGGAGAUAAAUACAAAAGAAAACUUCCCUUAAAGUGUUUCAACUAUGAUGGUAUAGGACACUUUGCUUCUAAAUGUCCAAUGAAUGACAAAUUGAGUGACUUUGAGGAUGAAGAUGCUCAAGAAAGCAAGUUCAAGAAAGGAAAGAAGAAGUUCAUUCUUAGAAAAAGAAACUUAAAAAAGAAAAGCCUAAUAUCAAAGAAGUGCAAGUCUUCUUCAGAAGAGUCAACAGAGGAGAAAGAUGAGUCAGAUAAUGAGUUCUUUGAGACACUAUUUAUGGCACUUAAAGAUAGAGUGCAACACCAGACUACUGAAGAGUCUGAGGAAGAGGAAGAACAAGAAGCUCAGUAUAACUUAAUGAAAAAUUUACAUUCUGCUUUAACUAAUCUCAAGGUUGGAUCUUCAAGUAAUGUGAAGACUAAAGAAAAGAGGGACUUGGAUAAAAAUUGUUUCACAACAUUCAAUCACCGAGGAACCAAGGACCAUGAAAGAUAUGCCAGACAGAUGCAGAGCUCCUUCAAUGGUUACUACUGUGGGUGUAAUAACUUUGGUCACAGAUUGGUUGAAUGCAGAAGACAGCUCAAAGUGAACUUCACAAGCGGGAACAGAUAUGCUCCACUAACAGAGGAGAGUGUAGAGUGCUACAGGUGUUACAAGAUGGGUCACACUGCUAAAAACUACAAGACAAUACUUCCCUCACAAAGGCAAUCUAUAAUAAACCUGAAGAAUAAUCCUUCAAGAGAGCAAAAUCAAAGGCAAAAGGUGCAUAUUGAAGAUAAAGCAAGGAAGCCUAUUACAGCAGCAAAUAAAGCAAUCAGGGUGAAGAAAAGGUACAACAAUAAGUCUCUUUUUAUACAGACAGCAUUCAAAGCACAUAGUAAACUGUCACCAUGGAUACUUAAUAGUGGAUGCUCCACUCACAUGACAGGUGAUAAAGAUAGAUUUUUGAAUCUACAUCAAGUAAAAGGUGGAUCAAUGAAAUUUGAAAAUAAUGGCAGAGCCAAGAUUGAAGGUAGAGGUACAAUCAACUUGGAUAAUAGUAAAAUCAAGUCAAAAAAGGUCUUGUAUGUAAGUGGGAUGAAACACAAUAUUCUGAAUGUGAGUCAGAUAUGUGACAAGGGUCAUGACGUUCUAUUUACCAAAGAUAGUUGUAUGAUCAAGAAGUCUAAAAAUGGAAAAACAGUGGCACAGGGGUCAAGAACAGUUGAAAGCUUGUACGUUUUCUCUGAAGCUAGUGAUGAAAAGUACAUAGUAAAUCAAAAGAAAACAUUGGACAACUCCACAGACAUAGUAGAUAGCAUGCGUGCAGGGGGAGUAGAUGAGUAA
Macadamia integrifolia is the source of this 1701-nucleotide messenger RNA. RefSeq lists its product as uncharacterized. The record is from RefSeq and is a predicted model, not a curated record. NCBI's taxonomy places the organism in Eukaryota, Viridiplantae, Streptophyta, Magnoliopsida, Proteales, Proteaceae. Bases 1 to 1701 code for a protein of 566 amino acids. The transcript is spliced from 3 exons.